UGGGCACUAGCUGAUGUGAUAUGGGAAGAAGGGAAAAGUUUCACUCUUUCAACUAAAAACAUUGAUGUGCACUUGGAGCCACGGAAGUUAACUCAGAUGAGCUGUAGCUGUGUGUACAAGCCAUCUGCAUUUGGAAGCCAGAGCAGCAGCAGCCAGGAUGAGAUCCUCAUCCCCGACACAGAGGUGCAGAGACUCCAUGCGCUAGGCCACAGGAAUGUCAUGUUCAUCCAUACCUACUACAGCCACCUCAAAGACCUUGAGGCUGAUGAGGACCAGUCUCCCUCAUCAGAAGACAUGAAAAAUGGUGAAAGCCCCCCUCAUUUGUCCUCGGCGGUUAUCUCAGCCACUGUUCGAGAUGUCUCCAAAUCAGCAAACGUCCCUGUGUCUGUCCACUACACCCUGUCCGCCACGGGCGUGGUGGAGUAUUCGCGGCUGGUCACACCCGUGUGCGCGUUCUGGAAUUUCAGCCUGAUGGCCGGUGGCCAGGCCUCCAGCUGGUCCAGUGAAGGCUGCUGGAUGACCCAGUCGGACUCCGCCGGCACAACCUGCUUCUGCAACCACACCACCAACUUCGCUGUCCUCAUGAAUUACUUGGAUCUACAGCAGUGGAGCCCACAGGAGCAGAGUAUUUUGACUAAGCUGACAUUCAUCGGCUCCGGGGCUUCGCUCUGUGCACUGAUGGUGACCUUGAUGCUGUUUACUGUACUGGACAUUCCCAAGUCUGAUCGGACGUCGAUCCACAAGAAUCUGUUUGUUGCUCUUACCUGUGCACAGGUAGUGCUUCUCUGCAGUGGCUCCGCCCUCAACAACAAGGUGGCCUGCACGCUGGUGGCGGCCCUUCUGCAUCUCUUCUUCAUGGCGGCCUUCAGCUGGAUGCUGGUGGAGGGCCUUCUGCUCUGGAGCAAAGUGGUGACGGUCAACCUGAGCGAGGACCGCCACAUGAAAUACUACUAUCUUAUUGGCUGGGGGCUACCGGUCCUCAUCGUCACCAUAACACUGGCCUCAGCCUCCGGGCGGUACACUGCAGACGGACACUGCUGGCUGAGCGUGCAGAACGGGGUCAUCUGGGGCUUCGCCGGCCCCGUCAUCUUCAUCAUCAUGGUGAACAUCAUGGUGUUGGCUCGUGUGGUAGGAAUCACCAUCACCACGGCUAAGAGGAGAUCUCUGAUGAUGGCCGUCAAUAGCAGUCCCAUGGAACAGGCCUACGAGCAGAGUCGGGCAGCCGUGAAAGCCGUGCUGGUGCUUCUGCCAAUCCUGGGCCUGACCUGGCUGUGUGGGGUGCUCGUGCCCUUCUCUAUAGUCAUGGCGUACAUUUUUGUGAUCCUCAACUCUCUGCAGGGUCUCUUCAUCUUCUUGAUCUAUGGGGUCUACAACACAGAGGUCCGCAGCACAGUCAACCGAAUCAAGGAGAGAAGAAAGGCCCUCAACUUCUCUAACUGUGCCAGCUCCAGACCGUCCAGCUCCAUCACCAGCUCUCGGCCGGGCAGCUCCCCCACCGCGGGGCCUCAGGGCCUGGGCACGGCCCUCUCCUCCCACUGCGACAGCACCAGCCUGGAGGGGGAGAGCGCCACCUACACCAGCCGGAGGCAUCUCUCACUUCCCAACAUCCCAGGGAGUUUAGAGGAGGACCACUACAGCCAAGCACCAGCAGUCAUGACAAAGAGUCGCCUGUGUCCCUGCCAGCCAGAGGGGGCAGCUGUGGAUGGGCACUGCCAGCAUGUUCCGGUGGAGCCACACCACACGCCUUAUCUGCCCCACGCAGGGGCACAGUCAGGUGGCCUCGUCUGA
This is a messenger RNA of Sardina pilchardus (European sardine), 1788 nucleotides long. RefSeq names its product adhesion G-protein coupled receptor D2. Gene Ontology annotation, molecular function: G protein-coupled receptor activity. NCBI's taxonomy places the organism in Eukaryota, Metazoa, Chordata, Actinopteri, Clupeiformes, Clupeidae. Gene Ontology annotation, biological process: adenylate cyclase-activating G protein-coupled receptor signaling pathway; cell surface receptor signaling pathway. The transcript is spliced from 17 exons. Gene Ontology annotation, cellular component: plasma membrane. Bases 97 to 1788 code for a protein of 563 amino acids. The record is from RefSeq and is a predicted model, not a curated record.